AUGACACCAUCAUUCUUUUUGGGUGGCUUUCCAGCAUGGGGAACUGCUCAGACAUGGUCUGCUCUACUUCUCUGCUCUACGUACCUCCUGGCACUGCUGGGGAACUGCACCGUCCUUUCCAUCAUUAAGGUAGAGCAGACUUUGCAUGCACCCAUGUAUCUACUCCUUGCUAUGCUGGCUGUGGCUGACCUGGGCUUGUCCACGUCCACAUUCCCAAGCAUGCUGAUGAUACUGUGGCUGGAGGCCAGAGAGAUCAGUUUUGGCAUCUGCCUUGUCCAGAUGUUCUUCAUUCACACCUUUACAGAUAUUGAAUCUGCUGUCAUUCUGGCUAUGGCCUUUGAUCGCUACGUGGCCAUCUGCCACCCCCUACAGUAUUCCUCCAUCCUCACCAACUCAGUGACCAUCAAGAUAUGUGUGGCAAUCAUUAUGAGGACUGUCCUUGUCCAGUUCCCACUCCCACUCCUGCUGACCCGGUUGUGUUUCACCAGGGCCAGCAAGCUCUCCCAUCCCUACUGUUUGCACCCAGACGUCAUCAAACACACAGGCUCAGACACGAGGAUUAACAGUGCCUAUGGACUGUUCGUGUUACUCUCCACACUGGGGUUGGACUUGCUUUUUGUCCUCCUGUCCUAUAUUCUGAUCCUUAAGACUGUCCUGAACAUUGCAACUUGGAGGGAGCGUCUCAAAGCCCUCAACACCUGCAUCUCCCAUGUCUGUGCUGUCCUAGUAUUCUUUAUCCCCAUGAUCUGCCUGUCCAUGAUACACCGGUUUGGGAAACACGUGUCCCCCCAGGUCUACACUUUCACAGCCAACCUCCAUUUCCUUGCCCCACCCAUCUUGAACCCCAUCGUUUACAGUGUGAAAACCAAAGUGAUCCGGAGACGGAUACUGAGGAUGUUCUGUCAAAGAGAGGUCUGCAACUCUAGGUCUGCCAUUUGCCGGUAA
Struthio camelus australis is the source of this 945-nucleotide messenger RNA. RefSeq names its product olfactory receptor 51L1-like. The record is from RefSeq and is a predicted model, not a curated record. Gene Ontology annotation, cellular component: plasma membrane. NCBI's taxonomy places the organism in Eukaryota, Metazoa, Chordata, Aves, Struthioniformes, Struthionidae. Gene Ontology annotation, biological process: G protein-coupled receptor signaling pathway. Gene Ontology annotation, molecular function: G protein-coupled receptor activity; olfactory receptor activity.